Necator americanus (New World hookworm) is the source of this 723-nucleotide messenger RNA. RefSeq lists its product as uncharacterized. The transcript is spliced from 9 exons. The coding region runs from base 1 to 723 and encodes 240 amino acids. NCBI's taxonomy places the organism in Eukaryota, Metazoa, Nematoda, Chromadorea, Rhabditida, Ancylostomatidae. The record is from RefSeq and is a predicted model, not a curated record.
AUGCAGCAAUAUAUUGCGAUCUUGACAGCAGUUCUGUUUGGCGCUAUCGCCGCAACUGCUCCUAAUACCAUCUGUCCUAACAAUCAAGCGAUAUCCGAUACAAUCAGGAAUGUGUUCUUGAAACGACAUAAUCAAAUAAGAAGUCGAGUUGCUCAGGGAACAUUCGCCUUGAAAAAUGGCGUAUACGCUCGCCGAGCAUCCAAAAUGAUAAAACUGAACUACAAUUGCGACGCGGAGAAGAGUGCGAAUGAUUGGGCUCAAAAAUGCAAAGAUGAUAUUUCUUGGACCAAUAAAUACGAUGAAGUUCGAUACGCCUAUAAAGGCCCUAAAACUGACCUGGAAGCUAUCACAAGAGCUACCAUUAAAAUAUGGAGGAGCGAAGCUGGAACCGGCAGCUUCCUUCAAGGACCGAACGACAAGAACGUUUACGGACCAUAUCUAGGAAUACCAAAUCUGGCGAAGAUCCUUUGGGACGAACAUAAGGAAAUUGGUUGCUCGGUGGUAAAAUGCUCGAAUUUUACGAAUGUAGUUUGUCACUAUGCUCCGAAAUUGUUCACGACGGGUGGGCAAAUCUAUAAGAUGGGCGAACCGUGCAAGCGUUGCAGUGGAAACGCAAUCAGUGGAGAGGGCACCACAGAACGGUUCAGCGUAUAUGAGGAAGAUUUCGAGGAUAUCACUAUCGAGCAACAUCCCGAAUGGUGUUUUCCUAGUCAAACUCUAUAG